AUGGGCAUACCACACCUUCGAAGACAGCUUGAGGCCUACGCAGAGAGGACUGUGAUAGAGCCUUGCGAUGUGGUUCUAGACGGUCCAGCGCUCGCAUACCAUGUGUUGAAUCUUUGUUCCAGGGGAACACGCAGCACCAGUCCCUUCGAGCAGCCGUCCUACGACGUACUCGGUCGAACUGCCGUGGCCUGGCUGAAUAAGAUCCAGGCAUGCGGGCUUUCAGUCGCCGCCAUAUAUUUCGAUAGCUAUUUGCCAAGCUCGAAGCGGCCUGAGCGACUCCAACGCCUCCUCAAGUGCUCCCGGGAUCUAAUCAAGUACCACUCAUCAAGACUAUCAGGGGUACCCGGGAUUGACCAUCGCCGUGCUAGUGAUGCUCAGGUCGAGUUGUUUCCCGAUUCCUGGCCCGGCGACGGUUCGAAGAAGCCAAAGCCGCCGCCGCCACCAUUCCUUGUGCCAGCAAUCAUCGAUGCACUGCGGUGCUCACCAGUUUAUCAACAUCUCGUCAAACUUGUCCCUGGCGAGGCAGACGUGUUUUGUGCCCGACAUGUCCGGUCGAAGGCCGGUUUGGUGCUGACAUCCGACUCUGACCUGCUCAUUUGCGACCUUGGCCCGGACGGAGGUAUUGUGUUCUUCUCAGAUAUUGAUUUGGAUUCCGAGAGGCAAAGGCUUAUCAGUCUCCAAUACCGACCUGUAGACAUCUGCAGGCGGCUGUCCAUCAAGCCUGAAACGGGCCUUCUCUACCUCGCCUUCGAGAUAAGCAAUGACCCUCACCUUACCCUGAAACAGGCCGUUGAGAGGUCCAAGAGAGUUGAAGCAGACGCUACCCCCCGUGAGGAAUACUCCGAGUUCAUCAAGCAGUAUAUUUCACCGGAAGUUGCGACAGGCUUCGAGACAGAUCAAGCCCUGAUUCUCGACCCACGGGUGUCCGAGAUUGCCCUCCGGUCCGUCCUAUCCUCGGACAUGUGGCCCUCAAAUGAUGAGUCGACAAAGUCAAUUUGCAUUGACACUCAGCUCGAGAUGUACCUGCCAUUUCUGCUCGACUGCCCGUCUCGGGUAAGCUCGUGGGAAGCAAGCAAGCCUUUGAGGCAACUAGCAUACUCGAUCUUGCAGUCUGCUCACGGCGGCGAGAUACCCUCGGUAUCGGAGAUGAGAAGACUGCAAUCGAUUACCACCGGAGUGCGUGUGGACGUUCCAAGCCCUCUCGAAAUCGAUAAAACCGCCUCUUCAUUGCUAGCACUUUUGUCCGAAAUAGACGCUGCUAUUUCCAAACCUGAGGUGGCCUGGACGGUCUUAUCCAUCUACCAGGAUAUCGUAAUGACUAUGGACCGCGCCAGAGCGUGUCCGCUUAGUCUCGAACUCCUUGAGAAAGAGGCCAGAGGAAGACUGGACACAUGCUCCUGGGAAUUCUUACAUUUUCUCGCGCAAACGCAGGCUACUUUAUACUCGCUAAGGAUGCUCCGACAAAUACUGGAAUUUGUGGCGUACAACGCUGGGCCUUUACCACCACCUACGUCUGAGCUGGCAAGUUUUUUGUCCAGCGUCCCGCCACUGCCAGAAUUUCCUUAUCCCAGGCGCUUUGCAGACACACUUAGGAAGGUCCGAGAAGAAGGGGGCCUCUCUUGCCUGAUGAGCCUUUGUGCGGAUUUCGAGGACAUUGUCUCACUUAUAAAAUCUGUUCUGCGCCCAGAAGAAACCAAAAAGACCAAGAAAAGGAAAGCAGCCUCAUCCAUGGGAGAGAGCCAAAGCAAAUCACGCUCCAGCAACCCUUUCGAUCUCUUGGAUCGCGACGAGGACUAG
This is a messenger RNA of Canariomyces notabilis, 1797 nucleotides long. RefSeq lists its product as uncharacterized. The coding region runs from base 1 to 1797 and encodes 598 amino acids. Lineage: Eukaryota; Fungi; Ascomycota; Sordariomycetes; Sordariales; Chaetomiaceae. The record is from RefSeq and is a predicted model, not a curated record. The transcript is spliced from 2 exons.